Molecule: messenger RNA, 2181 nt
Organism: Prorocentrum cordatum
Lineage: Eukaryota; Dinophyceae; Prorocentrales; Prorocentraceae
Source: the annotation of a GenBank genome assembly
AUGCUGCGGCUGCUGGCGGUCUGCGUCGCCGUGCUGCUGCUGCUAUAUGGCCUGAAGGUCGCCCUGCUGCAACUGGUCGUGCCGAUGGACUCGCAGGCGCCAUUAGACCUCCUUGGUAUCGGACGCUUCUCGUCAGGCCCCCGCGCGGACCGUGUCGACGCGGACGACCCGCUGGCAGGCGCGGGCAUCAACAGCAGCGCCCUGCGCGAGGGCGCGGCGGCCUACCGCCGCGGGGAUGACGCGACGGCCGUGCAGCGCCUGCGCGACUGCCUUAGCAGCGCCGAUGAGCCAGCGGGUGCCCACGCAGCCUGCAGGACCAUGCUGGGCGAGAUGCACCUGGUGGGCGCGGGCGUGGCACAGAACCUGACGGAGGCCACUCUGCUCUUCCAGGCGGCCGCAGAGGCGGGCGACGCAGACGCCCAGUUUAACCUGGGCCUGCUGCAUUCCACCGCGCACGCAGAGGGGGACGACGUCUACCGACAGGAGGCGCUCGCGGUGUUGUACAUGUACGCGGCGUCCACAGCCGGCCACCCAGGCGCGCUGAUGGCCAUGGGCUAUCGCCACCAGCACGGCUAUGGGGUGCCCAAGGCGUGCACUACCGCGGCGCGCAACUAUAUUGAUUUGGCCAAGAAGGUCGCCAGCAUAUACAGUGCAGGCAUGCCCCAGGCUGUGGAGCUCAUCCGCCUCAAUCUGAAUUCGAAAGACCAUCAGACGAUCAGCCCGUCGGAGAGGAUGUUUUUCGUUCAGUUGGCCUCGAAUGGAGAUCUCAACGUAGCAUAUGCGAUAGGGAAGCGUUGGCUUCUGGGCAUUGAGGGCUUCGGGCAAGAUUAUGAAAAGGCGAAACAGUACUUGACUUUGGCAGCCAAUGGCAACCAUCCCGGUGCACAAGGUCUAUUGGGCUACAUGCAUUGCCUCGGUCUGGGAAUGCCGCGGAAUCUAAAUGUUGCUUACGGAUACUUUGUUUCGGCAUCGCUUCAAGGGGAUCCGUUGGGACACAACGGCCUGGGCUACAUCUACUUCCGCGGCACGGGCAUACAGGCCAGGAACUACAAUCUAGCCUUUCGCCACUUUAAUGAGUCGGCAGUCGCAGGCUCCAGUGAUGGCAUGUUCAAUUUGGCGGGCAUGUAUCUGACUGGCACAGGUACCAGCCAGAGCUUCCACAUGGCCGUGAUGUUUUACACACAGGCUCUGGACCGCGGCCACACGCCCGCGGCCUACUCGCUAGCGAUAAUGCACCUGAACGGCAUUGGCGCACCUCGGAGCUGCGACAUCGCAGUGAAGCUCCUGAAGACCGUUUGCGACCGAGGCACGUGGAUCACCAACAAGUUGGCGGACGCCUACGAGCUUGGCGAGACGAAGCCUGAUAGGGCAGCCCUGCUCUUCCUGAAGCUCGCCGAGGCGGGGCACGAGGUCGCCCAGAUGAACGCGGCGCACCUGUUCGAUGCUGGCCGGUCUUCCAUCUUUUUCCCGGGGAACGCGUCAGCAGAGGACGCAAGGUUCACCGAAGAGACAAGACAACACAGCAGAAUCUUGGCGCAGCGUUAUUACGAGAUGUCCGCAGAACAGGGUAGUGCGUCGUCCCAGCUGCGACUGGGAGACUACGCGUUCUACGGAUGGGGAGUGACAGCUUCAUUCAAGGCGGAGGACGACGAUGAGGAUGCCGACAGCAAUGACGGGAUUCUUUCGAUGCAGGCCAACACCGAGGUGCAGAUCAGGCCUCAGGCUGUUGACUAUGAAGCUUCGCUUGCAAGGUACAGGAAGACGGCUGAGAUGACGGUCACCGGCAUGUGGAUGCAGGGAUUUGUGGCCAGAGGGCAUUUCAACAUGGGCUUCAUGCACCAGUUUGGCCUGGGGGUGCCCCAGGACUUGCAGACGGCGAAGAUGUACUACCACCGCUCCCGCGAAGUGGACCCCGGCGCGACCCACGCGCCGGUCACGAUGGUGCUCAUGUUGCUCGGGUGGCACAUGAUUUUCCUGCGGCUGCCGACGUGGCCGACGCUCGCGGAGCGCCUGCUGGCGGACGUGCGGGUGCACAAGCUCGCCCUGCACCUGGCGGCCCUGGUGGUGCUCGCCGCCGGCAGCGCCCACUUCUCCAGAGCCCGCCGCCGGGCGCGGCCGGCGCGCCGCUCGCGCCAGGACGCCGCGCCCGCGGCGCCCGCGCGCGGCGGCCCCGCGACGUAG